Molecule: messenger RNA, 5588 nt
Organism: Stylophora pistillata
Lineage: Eukaryota; Metazoa; Cnidaria; Anthozoa; Scleractinia; Pocilloporidae
Biological process (GO): regulation of gene expression
Cellular component (GO): nucleus
Source: RefSeq, a predicted model, not a curated record
UUUGACGAUAUCUCCCAUAUCGAACUCACAUCACACCCGGAAAAUGACGAUUCUUAGUUCAACUCAAACUUUGCUAAACACUUCCCACAAACGGUUAGAAAUCAAAGUUUUUUCUCUCGCUUAACAUGAAAUCGUCGAAAAUAUUCUAGAAAAAUUAAUUAUGCAUAGUUUAAGCAAGUAUUUGUUUCAUCAAAUCUUCCCUUAACUUAAUUGAUUUUGGGGUAGAUUAAUAUCAAUCUUGGCACACAUUUUUGGGUUAUUUAGCCAGGGAUCUAAUUUAUAAGUCGGUUUUGCUAAAGCAAGCUGUAGCAUAAGGUUAUUAUAGCAAAGUUGUGGUAUUUUAAUUUGAUGUCUUGGUUUAUGUGACAUGUUUCUGAGACUAGGGUCAAAUGCGGUACUUCACAUGAGGGGAAAAUCAUUCAGCCAAUUACAUCUUGCAAACUGUUAUUAACCCCUUUAAAGAAUUUGGAUCAUCUGAAUCAAGUUACAUAGCUGGUAUAGCCACAGACAAAGCUGAAGACCAGCUCAUUUUAAAAGCUGUGUAGAUAGCAUCAUGGUGAAGUACGCACAAUGCUUUCUUAAAUUUGAGGCAUUUGGGUGUUAAGGUUGUCCACAUUUGGUUCAACGUUUGACUUGGCAAAACAACAGUUUACAAUUCGGGUUGGGUUUGACGUACAAAAUCAAUGGAAUCUAAUCUGGGAUUUAACCAGAGAUUCAAGUGAGGUUAUCAAGUAUUUCAAUUUAGGAUAACGAAUCCAACUGUGAUGCUGUGAAUCAUUGUUCAAAUUAAAGAGGAAAUUGCAGCUUGAAAAUAUCAUUCCAGAUAUGAUACAAAGAAAACUAAGUCUUCAAAGAGUCCAUGCAGAUAUUGAGAUUGAAGGGGGUCAAAUACCAGAGGAAAAUGAACAGGGCAUGCCAGUAAAAAUAAACAGGAAGAUCUCAAAAGGUGAGAAAGAAGACAGUCAUGAAGAAAGCAAAGCUGUGAAUAAGGAUGAAGCCAGAGAUAUGACUCAGGAUAAUGAAAUGGCAGAUGGAGAUAUUAAUGGUCUUGAAGAGGUCCAGAGUCCUCAAGAACUGGUUGAACAAGUUUCACCUUCCAAAACAGCUGCUGGUGUAGAUGACUCGCCUCAAGAGGUUAAUGGUGGAUCCAAACGACUGCGCAUGUACAAGUGUGAACGCUGCAAUUCACAGUACAUGGGUCUGGCCAUGUUACGGCAGCAUUGCCGAGAUGUUCAUGGUGACCAAAAAUACUACAAGUGUCAUGUUUGUGGAAAGUUGUUUAGCCAUCCAAGCAGCCGUAACAUCCACUUAAGGUUGCACUCUGGAGAAAAGCCGUACAAAUGUAGCACUUGUGGCAAGCAGUUCAGAGUGUCUUCGCAUCUGAAAGACCAUGUUAGGGUGCACACAGGAGAGCGUCCAUACAUUUGCGAUAUUUGCCACAAAGGGUUCAAGCAGUCCAGUGACCUGAAGAAGCAUCGGCGCACCCACACCCUGGAUAAACCGUACAAGUGUCCUAUCUGCCCAUCAGCCUUCACACGUUCGCACCACUGUAGAGGCCAUAUGAAUUCUGUGCACAAGUUCUUCAAGUGUGUCGUUUGCAGUGCCUUGUUUACCUCUGAGGAAGCAUUUGAACAACAUAAAGAACUCCAUCCCUCAGAGCAAGCAGAUCCAGAACAGAGAGCUCCAUCUAACAGGCAGGCAAUAAGUCAAGCCGCUGUCUUGUCCAAGAUGUCAGAAUCUACAGUUAACACUAGUGAACGAGACAGAGACUCAAUAGAAAAAAACCUGAAAUUCGAUGCAGCCAACCAGUUGCUUGAUCUGCACAAGAUGAUGCAGCCGCGGGCUUUGCCAAGCAGUACCCCAGGCAGUGGAUCAGAGACAUUGUCAGAUUCUGGGGACGAAGCAAGUCUCAGACAGUUGUCGCCACCCAGCCAAGGCUUGCCUGUUGGACCACAACCUCCCGUGGCAGUGAGCCCUAGUUUGAUCCGUCAGGAAGUUGCAAACAUGUCACUCUCAAGUGCAGGUCACAAGGAUCAGGCAAAUGUCAUUUUACCUGAAAUGGCUCACAAGGGUGCAAAUUCUGAAGCUCCCCCAAGUUUACACAUGAUGUACAGCCAUAGUGUACAACCUAAAAUCCAGCAGGAAAAGGAUUAUCUUCGGCUGCCUUUUCAAUAUUCCUGUUAUGAAGGGAAUAAAAAAUUAUCAUUACCUAAUGCAGAAAUGUAUGGACAUGCAGCUAGCUUUUCUUCAUUAGAAGUGCAAACAAGCCAGUUGGUCAAUGGUAACCACUUUGUAGUUAAUGGUGCUUCCCAGAAUUUUUUGCAUUCCCCGGAAAAGUUUGAUUCACAAAGCCAAAGAAGGGAUCACAGCAACUUAAGUGAAAACAGCUUAAAGAGAGAGGAAUUUCUUCAGGAUGACAGUGUUUUGAGAAAGUCUCCAGAGAGAUUGAACAAUGUGGCUUGUCAUCGAGUGUCUGUCAUUCAGUAUCACUCUAGCGCACAAAAAUCCCCAACCGGUGAAAGAAAUGAAGAAAAUAUGAUCAAAGAUAUUUCACAAGAGGCAUCAGAAGCUUUGAAAAGUGAAAUGUGUGAUGAUCAUCUACGAAGUAAGGAAGAGCAGUUUAGGAGCUACAACUUCAUGAACAGUAUGAAAUAUUUUGCCAAGAUUCCCAGAGAAGGAAUUCCAUACCUACCCCUUACAGCUGAAAGCACUGCGGCUUUACAGAUGUGGAACAAGGAGAUUAAUGACCAUGCUGUAGAUUACUCUUGGGCUUUAAAGGAAGCCACAAGGUUGAAAAUGCCUAGUGAACAAAGUGGGCAGCUACCCCCUCCAAAGCAUAUACUCGAAAACGGCCAACGAAAUUUCUUCUCUCCCGAAAAGGUACAGCUGUCAGCAAAUAUGCACAAUUCUGCUUCUACGCCAUUGCAAGAGAGGUCUGUUGAGAUGUUGAAGUACUUAGCAAGGGAACACACCAAGGUGAAGGACAUGGAGGGGGAGACAAGAAAGGAGACAAAAUCACCUGUGGGUGGCAAUGAUUCGGAGACUUCUGAUACGUCAGACUCUGGCAGUGUUCUUCAACACAGGAAAGUGUCAGCAAGUUCUGACCCACAGUCUCUAGCCUCUGAGCCUUUAGACCAGAGAUCUUCUCCAGAGAGUGCUAUUCACCACUGUCAAGUCUGUAAGAAGACAUUCUCUCGCUCCAGCUUACUUAAGCAGCAUUCUGUCAUCCACAUGGGUAAUAAGCGCUUUAAAUUCCGCUGUGAAGUGUGCGGAAAGAUGUUUAGGACACGCAGCCACCUGCGUGAUCAUACUAGAAUACAUACAGGUGAGCGACCUUUCAAGUGUCACAUUUGUGAAAAAGCCUUCAAACAGUCCAGCGAUUUAAAGAAGCACAUCAAUCUUCACACUGGAGCCAACCAGUUCAAGUGUGAGGAGUGCAACAUGGAGUUCCGCAGAGCUGAUGCACUUCGCAAACAUAAGCUAGGACACAAAGUGGGGAACAUGCCUUGUGGACAUUGUGGGAAAAACUUUUUGCAUAUAAAUGCUUUAAGAGUGCACAGAGCAAUGCAUAAUGUGCAACCUGUAAAAGCAAGCAGAUCCUUUCACCGAUGUAACUACUGCUUUAAGACUUUCACAAAAGCAGAAAGCUACAAGAUACACAUUGAAGCACACUCUCGUGAGCAGAAUGGAACAGUUGUGCCUUUUGAUUGCAAGAUCUGUUCCAUGAAGUUUUUCUCAGAAGCAGCAUUUCAAGAUCACAUGAACAUUCACAAUGGAAAGCGGCCUUACAAGUGUUUUGUUUGUGAUAAAGAAUUCUGCAUUGCUGAGCAUUUGCAAGAUCAUGUCCGUCUACACUCUGACGUGUCAUCACGGCACAGGUGUGAAGACGAUGGCAAUAAAUUUCAAAGACCAGAUGACCUUGUAAGGCAUUCAGCAAUUCAUGCUUAAUGGAAAGGGAGGCCACUAAGUUAGCCAUUAAAAAUAUAUAAACAUUAAAUAAAAUUGAAUGAGAAAAGUACUCAGAUUAAUUACUACUCCAUAAAUAUCAUAUCAGUUGUCCAAGCUUCUGGUAUUUGAUUUUUCAGUGCAAAAUGCAAAGUUUAGAUGUAUGACAAUUCUGCUGUCAUGAUGUGGGAGGUGUUGUGGUAUCAUGAAAGAUUUAUAAGACCAAAGGAAAAAAUGAGUCACAUCUAAGGAUUGCAGUGCUAAAAAGUUAUGGUAUUAAAUAUAACUAUAACAAUUAAGUAUUAAUAAUAAUUAGUAAUAUAUUGUGAACCUGAAAUUAUUAUUAUUACUGGCUUGCUUAUUGUCAGUGAUGUUUCAGGAAAGAAAUUAUUGACAGUGAUAAAAGGCAAGAACUCGUUUACUUUUAAAUCUAAGUUAGUGACUUGUACAGUGUAAAUAUUGGGAGAGCACUUUGGCAUCAAGGGUGCAGGUAUAGAAUCUGGGCUCCUUUUUGUAUCUCAUUUCUGGACGCUUUUUUGAGGGUCCAGAGGGACCUGUUUUUUGAAAGUUCUGGUAACUUGACAGGUCAAGAUUACAGGAGAUGGUUCUGGCACCCCAACCAGUCCAUUUUCUUUCUUAAGCUGAUACAUGUAGUUGUAUUGUGAAUUUUCAAAAAAGGAAAAAAAAAAAAAAAGAAAAGAAAAGCUUUAGUGGGCCUGUUAAGUUAACAAAACCUUCAAGAAAGUGGCCCUAAACUUAAAGUUGGACUUCUUGAGGACAGCAUUUUACCUACCCCACAGGAAAACCAUUCUUUGUCAAGAUGGCUCUCUUAAAAGAGUAAGCCUGUGCCCUCUGGUUAAUUAUCAAUAUUUUGAUAACAGUUAUUGUCAUAACAUAAUUAUAUUAGUUACUUCAAUCACUGUUUAUUUAUAAAGUUAUUAUGCUGAAUAUAGAUUAUCAAGUCGUUUCCUUGACCCAAAACCUGCAUUCACCAUAAAAUUUGGUUUGCUGGUUUUAGUUAUCACCAUGUGUCACAAAUCAGACAUACUCACUUCCACAUGUACCUUUUUUUUUUUGUAAUUAAGCUUCUUAAAACUAACGUUUUCAUGCGUUGUCUUUCUUUCUGUGAUUGGUGCAAAAUUACAGGGACAUGGGUGUUUUUAAAUUAUUGGUCAACUGGGAAAUUGUAGCCAAGCACAGAGAUUUGCACUUCUUUGAAAUGAUCAUUACAAAGUUAACAAUUCUUCAGUGAAAGAUAAAUGGCAAAUGCCUCAGUUUUUUAAAAGAGUGUGUAAGCUAUCUUUUACAUUUUCCUAGAAAUAUGUGGUGUUUUAAAAGCAAAUUAUUAUUGAUAGCUCUAUAGGAUGAUAUAUUCCUCUCUUCAAAAUGAUAUUUUCACCAUUAGGUCAAUUAUUUUGCCUACCAAGUAGUUCACAUAAUUGAAAGUUUAUUGUAGACCAUAUAGACUGUGGUCACAGUUUGCAUUAAUUUAUUGAGUUAAACAGUGUUAUUUAGUCGGCAGGCCGACUUUUGAUAUUAUUAAUUGUAAGUUCUUAGAGUUGUUUUAAUUUAUAAGAGCUAACUAAUCAUGCCCAAUCAUGUGAUGCUCCGUUUGAAAAUGGAUAAAAACUGUGGAACUUAAA